Messenger RNA from Poeciliopsis prolifica (blackstripe livebearer), 1519 nucleotides. RefSeq names its product ribonuclease T2, like (gene rnaset2l). NCBI's taxonomy places the organism in Eukaryota, Metazoa, Chordata, Actinopteri, Cyprinodontiformes, Poeciliidae. Gene Ontology annotation, cellular component: extracellular region. The record is from RefSeq and is a predicted model, not a curated record. Gene Ontology annotation, biological process: RNA catabolic process. The transcript has 10 exons. Gene Ontology annotation, molecular function: RNA binding; ribonuclease T2 activity. The coding region runs from base 318 to 1130 and encodes 270 amino acids.
CUGCUGGAGCUGCUGAAGGCCCGGACGGCCGCCACCGGAACGUUCUGGACACAGAAACGGACCGGGCUUAAUCUGCUGAGCUUCUGAAGACAUGAAGGAAAACACCAGAAAAACUCCAGAAACUCCAGGCCCGGCCCGGAUCAGCCUGUGGGUUCUGGUUUCGGGGGAAGUGUGAAUGGAAAGUGUGUUUAUAGUCUGUGACUUCGGCCCCCUGCUGAGCCGAAUCGUCUCACUUCUUCAUUUCCAGCCGACGGAUUCGCAGGUCGGAUCCCUCCUGUUCAGACCCGGAACCUGAAGCUGCGGCUGAGUUUUUCCAGAUGUCUCGCUCAGUGCUGCCCCUGCUGGUCAGUGUGAGUCCGGCGCUCUUCCUGCUGCUGCCUCGCGGCUCCGUGACGCAACAGGAACUGUGGGAGGACUACAAAUAUGGCCGCCGCGGCGCCGAACCGCUGCAGCCCAACUGCAGCUGGAGAUGCAUGCUGUUCACCCUGCAGUGGCCGGGGGGCUUCUGCCAGUCUUUGUACAAAGAGACUCAGUGCAUGAUUCCUGAGAACAUCAGCAGCUGGACCAUCCACGGCCUCUGGCCUCUUCACGCCCAGUCCUGCUGCACCUGCUGGCCCAUCUUCCACUCUGACCUCCAGGAAGUGGAGGAGGAGCUGACGGAGUUCUGGCCUUCGCUCCUGAAAACCAAAUCGUGCUUCCGUUUCUGGAAGGAGGAGUGGCUGAAACACGGCUCUUGCGCUGCGUGUGUUGAAGGAUUCAACUCUCCUCUGAAAUAUUUCCAGAUCUGCCUGAAGCUUCGCCAUCAGUUUGACCUCUACAGGAUGCUGGCGGCAGCAGGAAUCACUCCGUCCUGUGAUCGACUCUACAAGGUUGCAGAGCUGCAGCAGGUCCUGCUGCCGCAGGUCGGAGACAGAAGUGAGAUCCAGUGCAUCAGAGACCAGCAGGACAGGCAGGUUCUGUUCCAGGUGAAGGUCCAGCUGACCCGGAACCUGACUGUUGGCUGUGGUCACCAUGGCGACGGCGGGCCGGGCCCCGGACCCGGGCCCUCUCCGGGCCACCCCUGCCCUCCAGACGCUCCGCUCUACUACUUCCCCAUCAACCACCAGGAGCCGUGGCGGCCUUGUGGCUGACCCGGCCCGACCCGACCCGAGAUGUUCUGGAACUCUGCCGUCUCUCCAGUUCGGACUCGGAACCGCUCAGAUCCAUAUUUGUUUUUCUGAGCAGCAUCAACAUGAUCAAACUGUUAAAUCCAAUAAAAGGCUCCAACAGUCUGGUCCAGUUUGUUCUGGCAGAACCUCACAGAACACGCUUCGGUUCUGAUCCGACGGCUCACAUCCAAAACCUAUAAACCCCAAAUUCUGAUGAUUCUCCCUCCUGGUGAGAAAAUGUGGAACAAACAGGCUCCCUGUAGGGGGCGCCAGCCUCAGCCACUUUGUGCUGUCCAGUCCGGUCCAGUCUGUCCGGUCCGGUCCAGUCUGUCCGGUCCUGUCCAGUCCGGUCCAGUCUGUCCGGUCUGGUU